AUGACGGAUAUCGGCGGUAAUAAUAAUAAAAACGUUCGACCUCCACCCGUUUGUUCUUGUCCGGAUUGGGAACAAACGGGAUCACAAGGAAAUACUCUUUCGAAACCGGAGGGAUACAACGAUAGAAAUUUAGUUUUCGAAUGUUUACCUAAUGUUUCGGUACUCAGCGACGGUUACGGUACUCACGAUAGACCACAAAGUCGAAUGGGUACUCUCGAACGACCCAAUAGUCGAUCAUCGUCGGGCGUGUCUUUCGAUAGAUCGACGAAUAGGGGAACGGUUACGUACGAAAGACCCGUUAGUAGAAAUUUCGAUAGACCCAACAGUCGGGUUGGAAAUCAUUACGAACGUCCGGUGACGACGUGCGGAUCGAAUAAUUCGUCGGGCGGAGUGUAUAACAACGAUAAUAGAAUGAUAAGUGCCGUUAUCAUUGAUAGGCCGUCUUGUACGACGAAUAGAUGCGAUGAUAAUUUAACGGAAAUACGUAACAACAAUCCAUUACCGCAACAUAAUCCGAACGGAAAUCGGGAUUUUGACGGUGUCGUCGGUCAAGUUCAUUCUUUGUGUUGUGCGGAAUGGGAAAACGGUUUGAGACCACAAUCGGAAUGGAAUAUUGAUUUGGAUAUAAGGCAACACAUACAACAAUGCACGUGCACGUGUAAUCACAUGGGAUAUGGAAAUUAUAUGGAUUAUCAGGUUUCAGAAAAGAAAAGAAGGGAAAAAAAACAAAAGAAUGAAAAGAAAAAAAAAGCGCGGAAAAUAAAAAAAGGAAGAAAAAAGGAAGGAAGGAAAGAAUGA
Molecule: messenger RNA, 798 nt
Organism: Pediculus humanus corporis (human body louse)
Lineage: Eukaryota; Metazoa; Arthropoda; Insecta; Psocodea; Pediculidae
Exons: 2
Coding region: 1-798 (265 amino acids)
Source: RefSeq, a predicted model, not a curated record